Molecule: messenger RNA, 2488 nt
Organism: Notolabrus celidotus (New Zealand spotty)
Lineage: Eukaryota; Metazoa; Chordata; Actinopteri; Labriformes; Labridae
Gene: stx4
Product: syntaxin 4
Exons: 10
Coding region: 185-1078 (297 amino acids)
Biological process (GO): exocytosis; vesicle fusion; intracellular protein transport
Cellular component (GO): SNARE complex; endomembrane system; plasma membrane
Molecular function (GO): SNAP receptor activity; SNARE binding
Source: RefSeq, a predicted model, not a curated record
CGCUGCCGAGUCGAUACUGAAGAUUUCUUCACCGCCGAAGAAGAAAGAGAAGUCCUCGCUGAAUGACAGCAGAGUAAAGUUUAGAGUUUAAACUCUUUGUUUUUGAGCUUUUUAAGAACUCUCAGUUCUCUGGAGAGGAGUCUGAGUGUUCCUGACCCCGGACUGAGACCUUGGACCUGUAAACAUGAGGGACCGGACUAAGGAGUUAGGAAACCUUGCAGAGGCUUCGGACGAGGAGGACGAGGGCAAAGCUCUGAUGAUCAAACCUGGAGUCUCUACAGUCAAAGACGAGAAGGAGAAUGAAACCUUCCUGAAGAAGAUGCACGGUAUCCACGAGGGGCUGAACAGCCUCAAACGGAUGGUGUCCGAACUCGAGAACAAGCAGAAGAAGGUGCUGGGUGUGGCGCUGCCUGAGGACAGUAUGAAGAAAGAGCUCCAGACUCUUCGAGAUGAGAUCAAAACGUUGGCGACUAAGAUCCACAAACAGCUGAAAAGCAUCGAACCCAAGAAGGGAGAGGAAGAUGGAAAAUAUGUCUCCAUUAACAUUCGCAUGCAGCAGACUCAGCAUGGCGUUCUGUCCAAGGAGUUCGUGGAGCUGAUGGGUCACUGUAACACCAUCCAGGCGCAUUACAGAGACCGCAACGUGGAGCGGAUACAGAGGCAGCUCAAAAUCACCGGGACGAACGUGACGGACGAGGAGCUGGACUCGAUGCUGGAGAGCGGGCAGACGGAUGUUUUCACACAGAACAUCCUGGUGGAUGCUAAAGCUACAAAGCAGGCCCUGAAUGAGAUCGAGUCCCGACACGACGAGAUCCUGAAGCUGGAGAGGAGCAUCAGAGACCUGCACGACAUGUUCCAGUACCUGGCCAUGGAGGUGGAGGCUCAGGGGGAGAUGGUCAACCGGAUUGAAAACAACAUCAACCAGUCGACUAACUACGUGGGGAAAGCGAAAGACAACACGGAGAAAGCUGUAGGGUAUCAACAGAAAGCACGAAAGAAGAAGGUCUGGCUGGCGAUCUGCUGUGCCAUCCUCCUCCUCAUCCUAAUCAUCUCAUUGGUCACAACGUUCGGCACCUAACACCCGGCAGUGAGAGUUCCUGUAAUCCGGUCCGGCAGAAGCACAUCCUGGUUUCAUGUAAAUAAUCCCAGCCGACAGGACGUCAGUGGAUUCUGUCCGCUCCAUCGCCCCCCUCUGCCCCAUCACACAGACGCCACAUGUCCUCGUUUCGUUUCGAGUCGCUCUCCGUUUCCUCCUCACUGACGCUACAAUCGUGCCUGCAUUACCUCUCCCACUCUAAGGGUAGUGCUGCUGAUAUUUGGACCUCCCUCUCUCUCUCUCAGAUUCUGGAGCGACACACGAAGCCCAGGACGAGUUCUGAACUGUUACAUCAGCGUGUCUUUCCCUCUUCACGAAGAGGACUGAAGUGGCCUUGAGCAGAAGCACAAUGCAGUGCGGCGCCGGUCGUACUGCACUCAGGAAAAAGUGUGCGAUGAAACUUGUUACGUUGUUGUUUUGGAUAAAUUUGAGAUGUAAACAACGAUUGUAAUAAAGUAGGGAUUCUUUUAUCGGCGGUUUGAGUAAAUAGUGGAUUAAUAUAAUUGUACAUAACCUAUAAUGUUUGUGAUUAAGACAGAUUUUUUAAACUUGAAACUGCCUUCCUGUAACAAGUGUAAAUACAGAUGUUUUUUGUGAAAUAGCAGCCCCCCCCCCCCCCUCCUCUUCUUUAUUUUAAAUUGUUUUACAAAAAGUGUCUCAACACUGCAAUACGCGGCCCAAGGCCCUGGUUUAUUAUUUUUCCCACCAGUUUGUAUUUAUGAUCUGUGUAAGCUGCUGCUACAGGAAAUAACACAUAAUGAAAUCUGUUCUUCUCCUCUGUGUGAACAGCCGAAGACGAGGGUGUCAUGUUGUGCACUUACAUUGUCAAGAAGGGAUGGAGUGAGUUUUUAUUCUUGUUUAUAUUAUGUUUGAAUUCACACAGCAGUGUUUCAGCUGAGAGAGUCCUCUCAGAGUGUCCCAAACUCCCAGCGUAGACUUUAGUUUCCUUUAACUGUUUGUCAAACUGUGCGUUUACCUCUCUACUUAAAGGGAUUUAUCGGCACAUAAAGGAACAUUUUAAUUAGUUAUUUCAUCAAGACACUAAGAAAGAGAAUCUCAGUCACUCAAAGUCGAAGCUGAUUUAUGAAAAUGUCUUGUUAUUGAGUUUAAAACUCAAAGAUAUUUGGUUUAAAUUUAUAUUUGAGAGGCUUAAAUCAGCGUUUGAAUCCACUUUAGUGUUAAAAUGACUUCAAUGAUCAGUCAGUUAUCAUAAUAGACUUGUAGACUUCAGCAGCUUCACAGUUUGAACGACUAGUUCAUGAAAAUAAACCUGUUCAUAUCCUCGCUCCAGUGUCUGUUUGAAACAGAGAAAGCUUCGGCUUUGCUGCUGUUCAAUUUUGCAUCACUCAUUUUAAUCUAGAUGUUUUUAAAAUAAAAUACAGACAUGUUAUA